AUGUCUCUCCGAUUUUCUAGUGGGUCUAGGCAUAUUUGCUUAUGGUCUGGAGCUGGGUCUGUCAGACCAUCCAGUGGAGGCUUAGGCUUUGCAGGCAGCAAUGCAUGUGGCAGUUCUGUGGCUGGAAGUGGAUUUUCCUGUGCCUUGGGAGGGGGCCUGGGCAAUGUUCCUGGGGGGAACCAUGCUGGUGGUGUCCUUGGAAACGCUGCUUGUGCUGGCUUUGCUGGAAGUGAAGGGGGACUUCUGUCCGGGAAUGAGAAGGUGACCAUGCAGAAUCUUAACGACCGCUUGGCAUCCUACCUGGGAAACGUGCGAGCUCUGGAGGAGGCAAAUGCCGAACUAGAGAGAAAAAUCAAGGGCUGGUAUGAUAAAUAUGGGCCUGGAUCUUGCCGUGGACUUGAUCAUGACUAUAGCAGAUACUACCAGAUAAUUGAAGAACUUAAGAAUAAGGUUAUCUCUUCCACUAUUGCUAACGCUAACGUAAUUCUGCAUAUUGACAAUGCCAGACUGGCUGCGGAUGACUUCCGGCUAAAGUAUGAAAAUGAGCUUGCCCUUCACCAAAACACAGAGGCUGACAUCAACGGGCUGCGGAGAGUCCUAGACGAACUGACGCUCUGCAGGACCGACCAGGAGCUGCAGUACGAAUCCCUGAGCGAAGAGCUGAGGUACCUCAAGAAGAACCACGAAGAGGAAAUGCAGGCCCUGCAGUGCGCGGCGGGCGGGAACGUGAACGUGGAGAUGAACGCGGCGCCCGGCGUGGACCUCACGGUCCUGCUGAACAACAUGCGGGCCGAGUACGAAGACCUGGCCGAGCAGAACCGCAGGGACGCGGAGGCCUGGUUCAACGAGAGGAGCGCCACCCUGCAGCAGCAGAUCUCCGACCACGCGGGCGCGGCCACUUCGGCCAGGAGCGAGCUGACCGACAUGAAGCGCAGCCUGCAGACCCUGGAGAUCGAGCUGCAGUCGCUCCUGGCAAUGAAACAGUCCCUGGAGUGCUCCCUGACCGAGACCGAAGGGAACUACUGCACGCAGCUCGCCCAGAUCCAGGCUCAGAUCGGGGCCCUGGAGGAACAGCUGCACCAGGUCCGAACCGAGACGGAGGGCCAGAAACUGGAGUACGAGCAGCUGCUCGACAUCAAGGUCCACCUAGAAAAGGAAAUUGAGACCUACUGCCGCCUGAUAGAUGGAGACGGGAACUCAUGCUCCAAAUCAAAGCGCUUUGGAUCAGGAGGCUCAGGGAGUUCACCCAAAGAGUUAUCCAAAACCACAUUGGUAAAGACAGUGGUUGAAGAGAUAGAUCAACGUGGUAAAGUUCUUUCAUCGAGAGUCCACUCCAUUGAAGAAAAGACAUCUAAAAUGACCAGUAACAAAACAGAGCAAAGGGUUCCUUUCUAGCCACCAUUGAGAAAAGAACAAUUUGGGAGAGGAUUCUUCACAACUGCAUUAUUCUAAAUAUCAAGAAAAUUAUUAUUUUCUACCUUUAAUGAUAAAUCACUUAACAAAAAUA
This is a messenger RNA of Prionailurus viverrinus (fishing cat), 1507 nucleotides long. It is a transcript of the gene KRT28, whose product is annotated as keratin 28. NCBI's taxonomy places the organism in Eukaryota, Metazoa, Chordata, Mammalia, Carnivora, Felidae. Gene Ontology annotation, molecular function: structural molecule activity. The record is from RefSeq and is a predicted model, not a curated record. Gene Ontology annotation, biological process: hair follicle morphogenesis; intermediate filament organization. The transcript has 8 exons. The coding region runs from base 1 to 1395 and encodes 464 amino acids.